Molecule: messenger RNA, 1108 nt
Organism: Salvelinus namaycush (lake trout)
Lineage: Eukaryota; Metazoa; Chordata; Actinopteri; Salmoniformes; Salmonidae
Product: mitochondrial import inner membrane translocase subunit Tim21-like
Exons: 6
Coding region: 220-957 (245 amino acids)
Biological process (GO): protein import into mitochondrial matrix
Cellular component (GO): TIM23 mitochondrial import inner membrane translocase complex
Source: RefSeq, a predicted model, not a curated record
UUCAACAGCAAGCUCCCCAACUCAAAGCUGACAUUCUUGCAAGUACUUAUUGAAGUAUAUAUUGAAUUGUGUUGCAAUCAGGUCAUUUAUAUCGUAUAAUGUUUCGACUUUAGUAACAGUUAAUUAAUACUGGGACAUUUUGCGAAAUAGGGGCAAGAUACAGCGUGCGUUUUUUUGUUAGCUGAAGUAGCUAACAAGUCAACGUGAAUAGAGGACAACAUGGUGUAUUCUUUCAUACUGAAAGUUGUGCAGCGUAAUUUGCAUCAAUAUCAAACACUGUCUACGCAAUCCGUUCUGCGAAUAUGUAAACGCAUGCAGAACAAUUUGCACCUUCAGAAACCGUCUACUGCAACAUCCAGACUCAUUUUCUAUAGGACUGCAAAUCGCUCACCUAUUGUGAGCAAUAUAUUUUGUACACGGAGUCGAAGCAUUUCUGUCGACACAAGAUUGAGAAGUAAAGGAGAAGAGAAGGAUGGUGGACAGGUGUCAGUACCUAGGCAAGGAUCUUCUACUGCACAUAAAGUAAAGGAAGCUGGCAAAGACUUUACCUACCUCAUAGUUGUGCUGAUUGGACUCGGAGUAACAGGUGGGUUGUUGUAUGUGGUGUUCCAGGAGCUGUUCUCCUCCUCCAGCCCCAACAAGGUCUACAGCAAAGCCUUCAACAAAACCAGGUUACACCCAGAGGUGAUUGGAGUGUUCGGGGAGCCAAUCAAGUGCUUCGGUGAAACGUCCCGCCGAGGUAGAAGACAGAAAAUCAGUCAUGUGGAGUACAUGAAGGAUGGACUGAAGCACAUGAGACUGAAGUUCUACAUCCAGGGAGAAGAACCAGGCCGGCAGGGAACUGUGCACACAGAAUCUAAAGAGAACCCUGAAACUGGAAAGUUAGAGUUCCGCUACAUCUUUGUGGAAGUAGACACUUACCCCAGGAGAACCAUUGUCAUUGAGGAUAACAGAUAAGAUGGCGACUGAUUCUCUGACCCGGUCUGAAGAGGUGCUGCAGCUGUCUAGCAUCACUCAGAUUAUGUAGGCAAUGCAUCACUUUGUUGAUGAACUUGUUUGUUUCAAAAGGUUUUUCAACAAAUGCCAAUAAAGUUUUUUAUAGAGUCUA